AUGCUGGAAACAUCUCACUCAUCAAUAUUACCACCACCUUAUAAAAUAGUUCUUUUAGGAGAUUCUUCCGUGGGAAAAACGUCGCUUGUACACAGAUUCACAACUAAUAGGUUUGAUACACAUACUCCCAAUACUAUUGGUGCAGCAUUUAUAACAAAGGAGUUUUCGCCCCAUGAAAACCAUGAGCGUAAAGUGAGACUAGAGAUAUGGGACACAGCAGGCCAGGAAAGGUACCGUUCAUUGACUCCUAUGUACUAUAGAAAUGCGAGGGUAGCCCUAGUGUGUUUUGAUUUGAGUAAGUUUGAAAGCACAUUCAAUACUGCGAAAUACUGGAUUCAACAGUUGGAACUAAACAAUUCUUCUGAUUCAAGAGAAAAGAUAGAGAUUCGAUUGGUAGGGACCAAACGGGAUUUAGUGUCAACAAUAGACGACGCCACUAAAGACCAAGUCAAUAAGUUGAUAACAGAACAGUCCAAUGUUGUAAAAUUCCAUGAAACCAGUUCAAAAGAAGGCACAGGAAUUGAAUCAUUGUUUGAAGACAUAGUGACAAACAUAGAAGAGACGUUUUUCACACAAUAUUAUGAACAAAAUCGUGAUACUUCUGAUCAAAUAGGAAACAUGCUACGUACGAGACAGACAUCUAACUCAUAUUGCUGUUAA
Molecule: messenger RNA, 660 nt
Organism: Candida albicans SC5314
Lineage: Eukaryota; Fungi; Ascomycota; Pichiomycetes; Serinales; Debaryomycetaceae
Gene: YPT53
Product: Rab family GTPase
Exons: 1
Coding region: 1-660 (219 amino acids)
Molecular function (GO): GTPase activity; GTP binding
Source: RefSeq, a predicted model, not a curated record